UGGCCCCCGGGCCUUGAGUUUGAAACUAGUGUACUAAAGUGUCCGCCGUGCGUCUCCUCGGGUGACAAACCAUCAAAUGCCUUCGGAGCGUGGGAACAAAGCCCCGCCCUGCACAUUCAGACUCCUCCUUCGUGACGUCACGGCAUCUUAAAGCUGUCCCUUGAGGGCGUCCCCCGGCCGCUCUUCGCUCCUCUGCCGUCCUCCGCCAAUGGUACUUCACACCGCUUCUGCCUCGGGUGUGCGUCCCACGUGUGGGGAGCACGGCCGCCGCGUCGGCCACCGCCAACGUCCGCCGGUGCCUGCGUGGAAGUGGGGAUCGCCGCUUCCCCCGCCAACCUCUGCUCGUCGAGGAAGGAGAAAUCACCCGGCGCUUAUGAACGACUCGGCCGCGCCGCCGCCGGCGAACGACUCGUCGGCCGGGGCGCAGUUGUGGACGGAGUCAGAGCGCAACGGCACUCUGGCGCUGUCAUCAGACGUCCCGCUGGCCUUUGGCGUCAACCCGUGGGACAUUAUGCUGUGCAUGUCGGGCACGGCCAUCGCCUGCGAGAACGCCAUCGUGGUGGCCAUCAUCUUCUACACGCCCACGCUCAGGACUCCCAUGUUCAUGCUGGUCGGCAGCCUGGCCACGGCCGACCUGCUGGCCGGCGUGGGGCUCAUCCUCAACUUCGUCUUUCAGUACGUGGUCUCCUCGCAGACCGUCAGUCUGGUGACGGUGGGCUUCCUGGUGGCGUCCUUCGCGGCGUCCAUCAUCAGCCUGCUUGCCAUCACGGUGGACCGCUACCUGUCACUCUACAACGCCCUCACUUACUUCUCGGAGAAGACGCUGCGCUGGACCCACGCCAUGCUGCUGGCCACCUGGGGCGCGUCGCUGCUCUUGGGCCUGCUGCCCGUGCUGGGUUGGAACUGCCUGGACGAGCCGGAGACGUGCAGCAUCGUGCGGCCGCUGACGCGCGGCAACGUGACGCUGCUGGCCACCGCCUUUUUCGUCAUCUUCGCGCUCAUGCUGACACUCUACUUUAAGAUCUGUAAGAUCGUGUGCCGCCACGCCCACCAGAUCGCCUUGCAGCAGCAUUUCUUCUCCGCCUCGCACUACGUGGCCACCAAGAAGGGCGUGUCCACCCUGGCCAUCAUCCUGGGGACUUUCGGUGCCAGCUGGCUGCCCUUCGCUGUCUACUGCCUGGUGGGCGAGCGAGAGUAUCCAUCGGUCUACACGUACGCCACGCUGCUGCCCGCCACCUACAAUUCCAUGAUCAACCCCAUCAUCUACGCCUACAGGAACGCCGAGAUCCAGCGCUCCAUUUACUUGCUACUGUGCGGCUGCUUUCGGGCAAACGCCGCCUACCGCUCCAGGUCGCCCAGCGAAGUGUGAGCCGCUCCUACGACGGAGUGGAGAACAAAAAACCGCCGCAGUCAUAGACUUAUAGACAAGUCAUGUUACAUCAAACUCACAAUAUUCGGAUAUUUCAACGGGAACGUUACGAGCAGAGAUGGACAUUUUACAAAAUUCUGCCAGUCCGUCUUUCGUCAUCCAUCAGUGGCCUGGGUACCUGUCCGUCAUCCUCAGUCCGUCAUUUUAUUUUUUCAGUUCGAACCAAAUUUAUCGUCACUCCGUCAUGUUAUUUUUCUGUCAUUCCUCCUGUCGGUAAAUUUCAAAUCAUACGGUGACUAACAAAGACAUGAAUUGUCAAAACGGAUGACUAAGAAAUCAAAAUGUCCAAGGGAAACAAAAAAAAAAAAAGUCGAAUGAUGACAAAAAUAUAACGCUCCCAAGAAGAAAAAAAAAAGUAAACUGUAAACCCAAAUCAUUCUGGGAUUAACUUUGUAACGUCAAAGAUUCGUCGCGACAUGUGCUUGUUGCAACGCUCCUAUUAUUUUACACCCCAAAUCAGUCUUUAUAGAAGGUGCUUUGAUUUUUUUAUUUUUUUUUACCCAAACAUUUUAUCGUAUUUAUUCAUUUCAGAGUUCAUAACAUAUUUAAUUGAAUUUUUUAUUUUAUUUUAUUUUUUUUAAAGGUACAUUGUGUGUAAAAUGGCAGCCAUUGGAUAUCAGCACUUUAAACUCAACACGAGUUCUGGAGGGAGCGUUGAAAACCAUUUUGAACAA
Hippocampus comes (tiger tail seahorse) is the source of this 2103-nucleotide messenger RNA. It is a transcript of the gene gpr6, whose product is annotated as G protein-coupled receptor 6. The record is from RefSeq and is a predicted model, not a curated record. Bases 209 to 1369 code for a protein of 386 amino acids. Gene Ontology annotation, biological process: G protein-coupled receptor signaling pathway. Gene Ontology annotation, cellular component: membrane. The transcript is spliced from 2 exons. Gene Ontology annotation, molecular function: G protein-coupled receptor activity. Lineage: Eukaryota; Metazoa; Chordata; Actinopteri; Syngnathiformes; Syngnathidae.